This is a messenger RNA of Cheilinus undulatus (humphead wrasse), 4497 nucleotides long. It is a transcript of the gene pik3ip1, whose product is annotated as phosphoinositide-3-kinase interacting protein 1. The transcript has 6 exons. The record is from RefSeq and is a predicted model, not a curated record. The coding region runs from base 143 to 979 and encodes 278 amino acids. Gene Ontology annotation, molecular function: signaling receptor binding; endopeptidase activity. Lineage: Eukaryota; Metazoa; Chordata; Actinopteri; Labriformes; Labridae.
AGCUGAGCUCCUCUGACAAAAACAAGGGCUGGGACUCCAGCAGGCAGCAGCAGUGUGGCUGAUACUCUGUCAGCACAGGCUCUGCGUCCAUCUUAGACACGUUUCUCUCUCUUUUUGUCUUCAUUAGGCUAACUGAGGCAGCAUGUCGGUGAAUUCAGGCCGUCAGCUCUGUAAGAUGUUCUUCUCUCUGCACGUUGUGUUCCUGAGCGUGGUGCUGGUGGAGAGCAGGGCAGCAAAUGAGAGUCAGACUGACUGCAUGACAUCAAGUGGUGUGGACUACAGAGGAGAACAACAGAGCUCCUCUUCUGGUCUGGGCUGUCUGAACUGGGCUAACUCCACCAGAGACUACGAUGUCAACAUCUAUCCUGAUCCACAGACAGGCGUGGGAGAUCACAAUUACUGCCGAAACCCCGACUCCUCUGAGAGGCCCUGGUGCUACAUCGCCGGUCCAGACGGGACCAUCCAGAGACAGUUCUGUGCUAUUGAAUUAUGCAAAGAAGAAGCUUCUGCCGCUCCAGCUGAGGCUGAAUCCCCGACAGGAACAACUCCGUCCACAGAGAGCUUCCAGCCCGACAAGUCAAAAACGUCUCAGGGAGAAGUCGCUGCAGUGCAGCCAGUGAUGGGGAUCAGCCAGAGAGUGCGCACAGGACCAAAGAAGAAGAAAGACCUCGGCACACUUGGCUAUGUCAUUGGCAUCCUCAUGAUGGCCCUCAUCGUCAUACUGGGAGUGGGCAUCACAUUGGGCUACUUCUAUAAGAGGGGUCGGGACUUAAAGAAGCAGCAUGAGCAGCGGGUAUACGAGCGUGAGAUGCAGAGGAUCACUCUGCCACUGUCCGCCUUCUCCAACCCCACCUGUGAGCUGGUGGACGAGAACACCAUUGUCAUCACGGCCGAGAACGAGACCACCCCCGUCCAGGACAACGUGGAGGGCGGCGACCCUCUCAUGGGAGGUCAUCAGGCCGGUACCCCCGGAGCGUGAGUGGGCUGGUGGCCCUCUUACAGGACUCUGAUAACGUUUUGUGGACCAAAACACUCCCACCUUGUUUUCUCCGCUCUGUUUUAAAGAAGACGGAGGACAGUGUUGACUCCAAAGACCUGAACUGAAUGCUGUGUCCUUUUUUCUUUUCUUUACUGCAGAGACACAGACAAGCUAACACGUUUCUUUACACCUAGAGACCACAGCAGAGAUGAUGGAGUGGUCUUUAAAUUCAAGUUUGACUCAUUUUAAAGCCAUGAAAAUGAAUUUUUUGGAUCCCCCUUAAAACCGUAUGAAUAUGGGGAAAAUGGACGUGUUGGUAGAGGUUUGUGAUGAAAAUUCUCCUACAGAGAUGGUGUUUUUAAGGAGAAAGUUCUCGACGUAAGUUGAGGGUGUUGAUGAAUAUGAGUUUUUGUUUUGACCUGCUGGCUGUGCCGAGGGAGACUCAGACACAACGUGUACAAAGACUGCUAUAUGUCCAAAAAUCUUCCUCCUCCUCUGAACCAGGAAAAAAAAAAACAAGCCCGCUGAAGACAAGGGAAACUGCCUUAGCAUGAUACUCCUGAAUGUAUCUGUGUAUCUUUCCUGGAGGAUUUUAUCCCCUCUCUGUACUCGAGUUGCUGGCCAAUGCUGAUGUAAAGCAUGAUGUUCAUUGGCGUACAACAAAGAGGGCUUGCCCUUUUCUUCCACAGGUUAAGGAGUGACAGGAAAUAUAACUGAGAGCUCUCAGGAAGAUUGAGAGAUUAGUCUUCAGGUUGAAAAUAGCAAAAAAAAAAAAGAAAGAAAGAAAGAACGAAAGCACUGCCACGACACAGAGCAGUCAGGGUGUGACGUCCUGUUUGCAGAGCAGGACUGUGAGUGGGAUGUGCUGCAAAACAAUGGUGUCUUUACCCCGUUUACAUGAUGCAUUAUCAGGGGUUCAUAUCAGUUUUGGGCAUUUGAAUACCAAGGGACAACUGUGGAAAACCAAAGACAUUGAGUUUUGUCACUUUGGACCAGCGCCGGGGACACGAUUCAAAUCACUAAAACCAGAAAAGCCUGGCUGAGCUGGUAGAGCCUAGCCUUAGUGGUGUUUACAUACUACUGUAUGUACAGUAGAGGAGGAUCCUCCCCUUAUAGCGCCACUAGAUUUGAAGUCAACACAAGAUACUUGUGCCCUGCAGCAGUGAUUCCCACCCUUUUCCACUUAGGCUCCACACUAGUCUGCUAUCUAAGAAAGGCUUAGCCCCUCCAGGGUUCCCUUAGAAAAAUGAAACAUCAAUUUAGUUGUUCUCAUUGAUAAAAUUCCAACAUAAUAAGACACUUGAUCAUACCAAAAGAUCUAUGCUAACUACUACUAUGGCUUAUCAGGGCAACUCUAAAAUGUAAAAAACAAUAAAGAGGAUUUGUGGAUUUUGAGAAAAAAUACGAAAAUUUUGAGUUAAAAAAAGUCAUAAAUUUAGGAUUUAGACAUAAUAAAUUUAGACAUAAUUGUCUGUGACCCAAAAAACAGGAUUUUUGAGGUUUUAAAGUUGUAAAUAGCAGCUUGUGUAGAAGAAAAUCAUAUUGGAUGAAGCUGUUGCACCAGUCCUGCAGUUGAGAGCCUGAUCAAAUGAUCCUUUAUACUAGGACUGAUCAAUAACGGAGUCCCUGUGGUUUUAGCAAAGAAACAACACAUUUAGAUUAUCAUCUGGACUUAGAAGAGACAUUUCAGUAAACUUGGGUUAUACAAUUACUGUUAUAGUUUUGUUUUGUCAAAGAUUUUUGCCUUUAUAAUGGAAACUUACAACUUAAAAACUUCACACUUUUGAGUACAAAAUGUUAAAAGUAAAACAAAAAUUCAACUCGAAAUUUUUUUUUUUUUUAUUGUAUAUUUAAGAGUGUAUUACCUCAAAAAUGUCUCUUUUUUUCUUAAAAGUUAACAAAAUCCUCUUUAUUUUUUAGUUGUUUACCAUUGCCUGAAUAUGUAGUCAUGCAUUGUGAUUCUUAUCAUAUGUUUUUUUAAAUAAUUGCACUUCUAAUUUUUUUUCAGAACAGACAAGACUACAUGUACCCCCCUAGGGGUGUCUGGACCCCAGGUUGGGAACAAAUGCUCUACAGAAACAAUUAGCCAAGAAGUUCCUAAGCCUGGUGUAGAGUAGUGAGAAGUCUGAUUCCCAAGGAGAAGGAGUCACAUGAUCUGAGCCAGUUUCAGAGAAUGUUGAAGGGUAGUAGUUCCCAACCUGGAGUCUGGGAUCCUCUGGGGGGACGCCAGAGAUCUCAAGGAAGGGCCAGAGGCUUUGUCUGCUCUGAGGUUGUCAGAAUUAGAUUUGCAGAUUUUAAGUAAAAUCAUAGUAAAGCACUUAAUUUAUACCAUGGUUUUUUGGAAAGAAAAACCUGUUAAGAGCCACUUCCUUAGGGUUUUAUCACUGAAACAAUUAAAUGGAUGCUGAUUUUUGGCUACAAUAUAAAAACAUUUUUUUUGUUAGGGUCUUGGGUCCAAGGAAAAAUGGUUGGGAACCACUGAGCUAGUUAUUUGGAGAUGAAAAAAACAAUAGAGGGGACAGUGCAGAUAGCAGGGAUCCCAGGUUUUGAGGGGUGCAGACUACAUACAAGCAUGAUUUAGCAUCAGAUUCAGGCAGCCGUGGUAGAAAAUAGGGAUUUACAGGUGGCAGCUUCAGAUCUGGCAAAUGCACUUGCGACUGUACCUCAUAAUCGUAUCUGGAGGGUGUUUGAGAGUGCCAGAAGUGGUGGUAAAUUUCGUGAAAACAUACAUCGGGGUUAUUAGGAUUUGACUGGCAAAGUCUAGAGGUAGGGAUAAUGGCCUGGUGCACAAGUCCUAUUUGGGGAAGUUUGGGGGUCAACUUUUCUCUCUUAAGCUUUGAGCCAAUGAUUAAAACCUCUGUUUUGUCCUGGAGCAUGUAGGGAUACCAAAACACAGUAAGAGAGCCCCUGAAAUGACAUAUGGGCUGUUGUUUGCAAAAGAGACUAUAACAGGAAGAUGUACUGUUAAUGGAGAGUAUGGAGGCAUGCUCUAAAGUGCAGUCACCUGGUAUCUAAACGGCCAAACUGAACCCUUAAUGCAAAAUGUAAACAGGGCCUUAGAUAAGCUUCACACAUCUGAUUUAUGCACCCGAUGCUUCAGGAAUGAAGUAGAAUAGAAACAGUCCAAAGUUCAUCCAGAAAACAAUCAAAAACAUGAAUGCAUGUCCAUGGUUACCUGCUGUAUGUUUGUAUUCAGGAGCCAUUUUUAGAACUACUGACUAGAAACAACAUUUUCAAAAUAUCUGCCUGGCAUAAGAAAUCUGCACACACAGAAGGGUUUAGUCUGUGAUGCACUGUUUGUUCUUCUUGUGUUCAUCACUCCAGGUGGUCUUGUCCUGAGCUGGAUCACAUCACUGGUUACUACUGCUCUUUAUUUGAAGUGUCUGUAUGCUGGCUCUUUAUUUAGUUUUCUUCACAUGAAUAAUGUGUUCAAAUGUUGUUCAGCAUUUGCAUUAUGUAAAUGUAUUUGUAUGAAUGCAGAUUUUCACUGCUGGGACUGAAAUAAAACAUCAAACAGA